Molecule: messenger RNA, 163 nt
Organism: Prorocentrum cordatum
Lineage: Eukaryota; Dinophyceae; Prorocentrales; Prorocentraceae
Source: the annotation of a GenBank genome assembly
GUGAGCCUACGGUCGACGGGUCUCCCAAUGGCCGACGUUGGUGAAGUUCUCCCUGUCGUCACGGCGGAUCGCGACCCGUUCGCGAUGCACCACGAGUACAUGGAGUUCACGUUCGCCCAUAGGAACGAGACCAACAUGCAGGAUGAAGAUCCGCACCCAGCAG